AUGAGAUGGCAUUUCUGUCGACCGAAUCGCAAUGGGUGGGACGACUACUUAAUUGGACAGCGCAACGCCGCUCUCCGCGCCACUGAGCCCGAAGUGGACUUGGCCGAAGCCUCGAUAUCAGAGAUGGAAGUCUCAUCUUCGGAGUCUGGAAAUAGCUCCGCGGAAUCCUUACAUUUGGUGACUCCGAUGGUGCGAUUUCUUGUGUCAGAUGCUGAGGAUGCCUCGUCUCGAUCUCCGGAUUCGCCGAUGCAAGAAGCCCCCUUGGAGACCGCCGACGAUCCGCCUUUGGAAGAAGACGAGUCCUUAGACUCUUGGUCUGACCCGGACGAGACUCUCGCGACCAUUGGUGAUAGCGUUGGCCUUGCCGUGAGGCUAUUCUAG
Messenger RNA from Letharia columbiana, 381 nucleotides. RefSeq lists its product as uncharacterized. Bases 1 to 381 code for a protein of 126 amino acids. The record is from RefSeq and is a predicted model, not a curated record. The transcript has a single exon. Lineage: Eukaryota; Fungi; Ascomycota; Lecanoromycetes; Lecanorales; Parmeliaceae.